GAGGAAAUUAGCAAAGAGCUCUUCCGAGAAAAAUGCCUGGAGUAUGCGGUCAUUAUUCCAUAUAAUGGUAUCAAAGUCAAGGGUAUGUGCUUUGGCUAAUGCCAGAGAGACUGAAUUAACCCAGGUACCUGAUUUGUUUUGGAGUGAGUGUUUGGGGUUGAGAUCUGCUGAGUCAUUUUGGGGUUCGUCUGGGGUACAUUCUGGGGUUGAGGAGACUAUCAGGUUGUUAGGGGGCUCGGCCGGAGGUCGGUUAUGUUUUGAUUGUCGAUCCCCAUGGAUCGGGGCAUGGAAAUCAGUUGUGUUUG
Molecule: messenger RNA, 305 nt
Organism: Dentiscutata heterogama
Lineage: Eukaryota; Fungi; Glomeromycota; Glomeromycetes; Diversisporales; Gigasporaceae
Source: the annotation of a GenBank genome assembly